Molecule: messenger RNA, 1823 nt
Organism: Macadamia integrifolia
Lineage: Eukaryota; Viridiplantae; Streptophyta; Magnoliopsida; Proteales; Proteaceae
Exons: 8
Coding region: 914-1543 (209 amino acids)
Source: RefSeq, a predicted model, not a curated record
GAGAGCUAUGUCAGGUAUGGAUGGAAAAUUUACCUUAAAAAUUGUCAAUAAAACAACCCGAAAAAUCCAUCGGGGGUUGAGAGUCUGAGACUCGAUUCCUAAUCUCCUCCUUCCCUCUUUCCCGCCGAUCACUCCUCCUCUCCUCAUCUCAUUCCUCAUCUACUCCUUCCCUCUUCCCUGCCGAUCACCGGUGGACUCGUUCUCUCCUUCUCUCCUUUUCAUCUCAGAGCAGAUCUGUUCUCUCCUCCUCCUCUUCUCCUUGACGAUAACUUUCGAAACCAACGGUAUCACAUGAUCAAAGACUCUAUCUCCUUGGCACACGUUAUUCAAACCUGCGCACGAACCAGGCAACUGACCAAAGUUUAUCAACGAUAUAGAUGAUGUAUGCACAAAUCGGAUCAGCGAUUUACCAGAAUAUCACAAGGACACUAGAAAGAGCGAAAGACCGAGAUGGAUUUUGUUGAUCAGAUUGUGCAGAUUGUACAAAUUGAAGGGUGCUUUCAACCGGAUGGAUAACAUAGUUUGGAUCAACUACAAGUUCGCUCGAAUCAGCAAACUUGCCACUAUUAUAAUCUACUGUAAUCAUAUAGCAGCUUGCAUAUUCUAUUACCUCGCAACCACUAUUCCUCCCUGCAAUGAGAGAGACACCUGGAUUGGAAAUGUAACCCUGGGUCAGCUCAAUUUCACAAAUUUCAGAGAGAAACCUUUCGUAAAUCGGUACUGUGUAUCAGCAUAUUGGUCAAUUACGACCAUGACGACAGUGGGUUAUGGUGAUGUACUUCCAGCCAAUUACAGGGAAAUGAUAUUUGCAAUGCUGUUUCAACUUUUUAUCAUGAUUCUAAGUGCUUAUCUCAUUGUCCACCUAAGCUCAGUACUCAUGUAAAGGUCAAAGACAGAGAUUUUUAGAGGCAAAAUGUUAGAAGUGAUAGACUGCUUUAAAAGAAAUGAUGACACCAGGGAGACCAAGACCAUAGAUCAGAUUAAGGGCGAGUUGAUGAAGUAUGGGAGAAGUUACACUGAUGCAGCUCUUCUUCAAGAUAUCCCUAUUUCUUUGCGGGACAAGGCUUAUGACACCUUCAUUGAAGCACCUCCUAUGAGUACUUCUGGGUCUUCUCCAGUGGAUGCCUUUACCUCUUUUCCUGGCAUUUUAGACACUCUUCCCACUAAGGGUCAAAUUUCCUUGGUUCCCAAGGACAUCAAUCUUCCAAAUUUGCCAAAGUGGAGCUAUGUGAAACAGGGCAAGGAGGUCUCCAUCACCAGGCCGUGUGAGCUCAUCAAAGAGAACUCACGUGGGUACGAUUAUGUACCUGCCUGCAAUUAUGAAGAAUUGGUGCAGAUGGUCGCCAAAUUGAAGAGUAUCAGAUCGGAGGGCGAUGCGAGUGCUAGUUCUCUGCCUGAUGUUUCUCCACCAAUCACAGCAGUCACGUCAGCCACUGGAGAACCAGUGUUCCAAGGGACCAAUGCCCCACCCUCUUCGGAGAUUGUGGAGGAGGGACAUACAGAGGAUCUACCAGCCCGCAAAACUGCUACUAGUGCUAGCUAGCUCUUGGUCAGCAGUACUUAUUUGUGCGCCAUGGUAUCUCCCUUGGUGUUGACUACCUUGCAACCUUGUCCACUCUAUAUAGAGAUUGUAAGAUAUUACUUGGUUUUGUUUAGACUUGUAGUGCUUCUAUUUUGUUGUUCUUUCUGUACCCAAAUGACUCAAGAACUAAUAGAACUUGUGUGGGUGUCAUAGUCUUUUUAGGAUGGAUUUGAUGUUUGAAAAAGAGUAAGAUAUGAGUAAGAGUAUAGAAUCUACAUUCGCAAAUACUUUAUUAUGUGAA